Molecule: messenger RNA, 7704 nt
Organism: Bacillus rossius redtenbacheri
Lineage: Eukaryota; Metazoa; Arthropoda; Insecta; Phasmatodea; Bacillidae
Product: cuticlin-4
Exons: 9
Coding region: 264-1634 (456 amino acids)
Source: RefSeq, a predicted model, not a curated record
CCCCUCCCUCAGCUCGUCGCAGUUCGCUCACAGACGCCGACGUGGUCAGAGCCGUUCGCUCACGGUAGAAUUCGAACUUUUUUUUUUUCCUUUUGAAAACCCCGCGUGGGUCGCGCAUGCGCGGAAGCUCGCCUGUAGAGACGCCAGCGAGGGAAGAAGCAGGCAUGGCGCGUGCGGCGCUCUGAGAAACUCCGCGCCAGUGCGUGUUUAGUUUCCUCCGAGUUGAGUGCCGUAAGAGGCAGUGUCUGCGCUUCGUCCCUGCUAUGGCCGUCUCAAGGACUCGCCUCCUCGGAGACCCAGGAUCGCGUGGGCUGCAGCUCUUUGCGCUGGCGGUCGUUCUUCUGCAGGGUUGCUGUAUGGCGCUGGUAGAUCAGGACUUCUCCCCUGCAGUGACAGCCUCUUGCAAGGCGGGCUUCAUGACCAUCCGUGUGCACACCAACCAGUCCUUCUAUGGCGCGCUGCAGGCCAGGGACUACCGCUCCCAGAGCUGCAUGAGCUUCGGCAACGGCAGCGCGGACACCGUGCUGAGCGUGAACCUGCGGGCGUCGCAGGGCGAGCCCGACUACUGCGGCGUCUUCUACAACAACAGGACAGGCGACCGGUCGCUGCCGAUAGCCGUGCGUCUGCACCGCACCUUGGAGCUGGCCGACGACAAGUUCUACGUCAUCACGUGCGGCAAGGCGGGCUUCAAGAACGCCAACAACGAGACGUCGCUGGUGUCGCUGAAGCUGCUAGACAAGGGCAAGCGCGUGCAAGAGGCGCUCAAGAGCCACGCCUACACGCUGCGCGCUGAGAUCUCCCGUCCCGACGGCACUUACGGCAUCAGGGUGAAGUCGUGCUUCGCCUUCGACAAGAGAAACAGCAGCGUCAACCUCAUCGACGACAAGGGAUGCCCCACCGACGCGAGGAUCAUCUCGCAGUUCAAGUUCGACCGCAAGCUGGGCGUGGCAGAUGCGACCCUGCGUUCCAUGUUCCGCUUCUCAGAGAGCAGCGAGGUGCACUUCCAGUGUGACAUCGUCGUGUGCAAAGGCAGCUGCUCGGCGGCUGUGUGCGGCUCUGAGCCCCUGCCAUUGCCCCAAGCCGUGUCCCAGGAGGGCCUGGACGAGCCCUCUGGCCCAGAGGAGGGUGUGCUCAUGGCAAGCACCAGCGUGUACGUACUGGAGCCGGGCGACGUUCCAGCCUCAACGCUGCAGGCGUGCGAUGAUGGCAUCCACCCGCUGUGGCUGUUGUACCUGUGCAUUGCGUUCGGCAUCAUGUUCCUCAUCAUGCUGCUCAUCAACAUCUUCCUGUGCUCCGCCAUGACGUGUGCCUGCUCCCGCACCGAGGUCAUCGAGAAGGAGCCGUCCAUCAUCGAGGACUACGACCCGUACAAGAGCUGGCACGGCUCGCAGUACGGCUCCCGGUACUCCCUGAACGGUAAACCCGGCUACACGUCCGGGGGAUCGACCAUGAACUCGACCCGCUCCAUCUCAACCAACAGCGACCAUUAUGCCAUCGUACAUUCUCGGCCGGGCAGCCGUUACUCGGCGCCCGGCUCCCACAAGGCUGCCACGCUCGCGCACCCACAGCACAACGGCCACCACCGAGGCCCGCCAUCCAACGUGGGCUCCCACUACUCGGCCGGCAAGAUGUGACCGUGAGUGUGGCGGCACUGCCAGCCACGGGUGAUGGCACUCUUGACCGUGGACGUAAUGGUGCUUGUGAGAAGUGCAACAGCUGACAGCUUUUGUGACUAUGAGAGUGGUGUCAUUUGUGACCACACAGGGCCGUCGAGAGAGGGGCACAGGUUUAAAACUCUCCGGGAUCCAGCUGAGUUUUGAGAAUUUAUAUAUCCGUGAGUUCGCCCUGAAAGUGGAACAAAAUUUCAAGUCAAUUGCUAAUAUAAUUAAUUUGAAAACCUACAAGUUAACAAGUUAAGCAAUAUGCACAAGUCACAUUAACAGCUAUGGCCACUUUAUGUGUACAGUUUUUAGAUAUUUAAGAUUGUGGGGUCAAAAUUUUGAACAUGAAGUAAUGGUGAGGGGAUCUACAAAAUCAGUUGCCCCCAGGCCUUAGUUUCUCUUGAUGGCUCUCGUGGCACGUGUGACCAUACGUGUGACAUGCUUGUGACUAAGUGCUUCUCUCCAUGAGCAUAAUGGUGCUUGUGACCCUAACAGGUUUGCACCCAAACAGGUGAAAAAAAUCUGAAAAAUUGUGUGUAAAGUAUGGACACAAUAAACUAAACGCUUACAUCUUCAAUGUGUGAAGCACCUAAUGACAGUUUGUGUUUGUUCUCUUGCAGAUCUUUAAACAGGUUUCGGAUUUUUACUGGAUUGAAACGUGUUUUCUUUUUAUCCAUUUCCUUUAAGGGGAAGAGAUAGGAGAACUGAAAUAAUAUGUAUUGGUUUUAACAGUUAUUACCUAUUUUUAAAUUUUAUUUAUUUUCUAAUAUUGAAAAUUGCUUUCUUUAUAGAGAUCACUCGUAAGAGAUUUACAAAGACAAUUACAUAGUGUCUAAUAUCAGUAUUGUUAAAGUUGUAGUCCUUUCCAUACUUGAGUUAGUACUAACACUAAGUGCCAAUGACUUCAUGGGUAAACCCCCUGUUUAAGGCAGCCAGUCAUUAUAAACUAUUUUUCUACAAAGUCAAAUUUUGAAAAUUCAAUAGCCAAAAGAAAUUUGAUUAUAGCUUAAAAGCUGUUGAAACCAAGGUGGCAACUUUCAGUUCCUAAGUCAAUAUUUUUUUUAACAAAAAUUCUUAUAAUUAGAUGUGGGUAUAAUAUCUUACAUUAAUAUGUGCAUUAUAUGGAUUAAAUCAAGAUUAAAAUUAGCACAAUGCAGAAACUAAUCAAAAUCUGAUUCACCAUACUAACAAAUGGCAUUGGUGUAAUGAGACAUUGUAAAUAUACCUAAUUUUUUGUUGUUCUGUUCACACAUGCAAUGUUUUAACAAAAUUUAAAUUGAACAUAAUAUUUCUUUAACGUGUAAUUCAAUUUUAAGAAAACAGAUUUUAAAAUAUUUCUAAAGAAAUAAAAAAAAAUUAUUUUUAUAUUCACUUAAAUUUAAGAAAACUAUUUUUUUUUCCAUUAUUAUGAUAGUUAAUGACAAAAAGCUCUGUGUUGUAUUAGAUAAUGUUUACAAUGAAAUGCUGUUAAUUGUGUAGUUAGAUUAUUUUUAUACUGUAAAUAUAUUACAUUAAAAUUUAAUUAAUUAGUGUAAAUUUUACUGUGAUACAGAACUGUACAUAUAUUUUGAGAAAAGUUAUUUUGGGACUUUGAUGUCUAAUAUUUUUUAGAUCUGAGACAUGUUUAUUCUGAAGAUUAAAAAAAUAUACUAAGGAGUGCCAACCAAACAGACUUUUAUUGUUGAAAUGCCUAUUUUUGUUUUUAAAACAUUAGAUAUUUUGUAUUUAUUCAUACUGUAUACAAUCUUUAAUAUAUUAGAAAAAAAUAACUGACUUUUUAUCACAAAAACAAUUUCCUAAUAUGAAUUUUGGAGAUUUUUAUAACCCAUUAGAUUACUGUUUAGUUCUAAUAAGUAAAAAAAAAUUAUUUUUUAUUUAUUUAUGUUAAAAUGUUCAAAAAUAUUACUAAUUAGUAAUGAUAGUAAAUAACAUUAUUUUCUUGUCACACACUAAAGAAUUAUUAUUGUAGGAUACACGUAACUUAAAGCCACUGCCACAGAGCCAUGCCGCUAGUAAAAUAUAGCCAGCUGCAUCUCAGGUGUCACUGGUCACACAAAGCUGUGUUCGCUAUGUUGGCGACAUCACCAGAUGUAUGGUUCUUUGCUAUUUCUUCUAAACGUCUCUGUUUUUGUGCAGAAUUGUACUGUACUUAUGUGUUUGCUUUUUAUGAAGUUUAAUUUCUCUCAGUAUUAUGCUUUAAAUAGUCCAGUUGAUCAAAGAUUUAAUUGAAAGAUUAUGAAAAUAUCCACGUUUAUGGAAUAAAUUGAUGGAAGAAUGUAGAAGGCAUGAUUUGCAGGACAAUGCCUGGGAUUUGAUUCCAAGGGAAUGCUAUCACACUGAGUUAAAUUUAUCCUGGAAUAAUCCAUAAAUUUGGUUUUGUCCACACUAGCAACUGCUUCAUCAAAUGAUGAAGCUCUUCGAAUUCUUUUGCUUUUAUAUUAAUUUCAUAAACCCAUUUCUUUGUACAUUUACAUACUGUGAAGCCAGCAGAAAGAAUAUUAUCUUCGUAAUCAUCACUCAAAUCCCACGGCAUGCGUCUCUCCUCCGACAUUAUGAACUAGACUGAUCUGUCUGGUUACCUGGCGCAGCGAACAUAGUGAACAUCGCCAACAUCGCAAACAUCGCGAACAUAGCGUAGCUUUCUGUAUGGCCUCAGCUUAAGAAUCACACAGCUACCAAAUCUGUGCUAUUUAGUAUUUAUAAUUUUUUCCACAUGAAAAAGAUACUAAACCAUAUUGAACUAUUUUGUUUAAUGGGUUUAAGUUUGUUCUGAUUCCUAAAUACAAAAUAAUAUUUUUAUAUAAAGAAAAAAUUGGGCACUCGAAACAAACAUUCUUUGGGAAUACAAAGCGUGCAUUAUAUAGGCAGAACUUUUUUUUUUUAAAUCUAUUAUCUUGGUGACUAAUCUUGGGGUGUAGCUAAAGGGAAAUAAUAAACCUUGGGGACCUGCUUGGUGUUAGAUUUUAAAAUGCAGCUAUUUCAAUUUUAGAGUACUCUUUUUUGAGUUGCUUUGAAAACAGUUAAGGGGGAUUAGGCCUCACCAUCUUGGAUUUUUCCAUAUUUGUGCUAUAAUUCUAAUUUUGAACAAUUUAUCCCAAUUUUUGGCAGGUCAAGGCAUAAAUCAUAUCUCUCAGACCUUCUCUAACUUGUUGCAAACACAUAUUUACUAACUGGCUCUAGUCUGUAAGCCCUGCAAGGAAACAACUGAUUGUUUCACACGGGCGACUACAACUAUCAUGAUAAUCAAACCAGUUCGCAAGUGUAGACUUCAAAAAGUAGCCAAAAGGUCCUAUGCCAUGUUGACCCAAAAAAUGUAGAACCAAAGCUUUAUUGUAAGCGGUAUCAAAAUAUUUCAAAUUGCAAGAUGGUGAGGCCUAAUCCCCCAUACCCAUAACACUAAAAUUGUGUCAAAUGUAUGAGCUUGCAUAUUUACUGAGCUUUUUGAUCUUCAUGAGAAGAUUUCCAAAGCACAGACACAGUCACUGACUGUAGGUAAUGCACAUGGCUGUAACUGUACAAAGUUUUGUCUCAAAUAAAAACAUAAAUUAAAAAAAAAGUUUUUUAUGAACUUUAGUUUAUGUACAAGCACACGAAAGCAUUUAGUGCUGCACAUUGUUUGGUUCUUUGCAUCUAAGUGAUAUGACGAGUUUGAAACUAUUAGUGUUGCCUAUAUUUUUUCAGGCUAGAAGAAAAUUUCAUAAGAGAAAAGUUUGUAAGGCACACUUAUCAUAAAAGUACAUAUUUAAGACCUAGCCUCAAAUACUUCUAACCAUAUUAUGAUAAACACACACAUUUAUAUGUAUACAUACACCCAUAUAUACAUACUAAAGGAAUGUGCAAGUUCAGUGGUGGUAGUUUUCGGGGAGGGAGGUUUAAAAAAAAAAAUUGAACACAUGUAUUCAAAAAUACCACAUUAAGUACUAUGGACACUAACACACUGCCAUAUGGGCCUAAAGUAGUAUCUAUAGGCAAUGUUGCUUCUGACACAAUAACAUACUGUCUUCACUGAUAUUUUGCCAAUUAUUUUUUCAGAACUUCAGGGAAGGGAGGGAUACAGCAACACUGUCCCCACUCUGCGUCCGCCACCGUGCAACUUGUAAAAAUUAAAAAAUUUCUCUAAUGAGCACUUUCAAUACCCACCAAGAUAUCUGUACUAUACCUUAGCAGUCAUUUCUACGUAUCAGAGGCAGCUGACACGCAUUCAACAAUGACGACAAUAUCCUGCAAUGAUAUUGUUCAUCUACUUUCACACUAAUGACCACACAACUUCAACAUCAACUGACUGAAAGUGUAGAAAAAAAAAGUGCUAAAUCACUGCUUGGUAUGAUGUUAAAAAGAGGACAAAAAGAUGCGCCGCCCCCCCCCCCCCCCCACACACACACACACACACAAAUCAGACAAAGGAACUACACAACUAAACAGUGAAAUACGAUAUUUUGCUAAUUUAAAAUAUUUUUAAUGAUAGAAAAAUAGCAAAGGGGGAACAAAGAGCAACAUUUACUUGGCAUGAGCUUUGUAUUGAUUGUGUAAAUUGCUUGGAAAUGUAAUAACAGCUAGGCAUGCCUAUCAGUAAUCACAUUCAUGCAUACAAUAAAACAUGCAAAAUACAAACACCAUUAAGUUUACGCCUGAUACUAGGCUCACAAAAUAAUUAUCACUCACCCAAAUACAGUGACAAGCUAAGCCAUUCAUUAAAUAAUUAUAAAAUUACACAGAUUUUCAAAACACUUAAUAUUCUAACAGAUAAAAUAAGUUUUCAGGAUUUAUUUAUGUUAAGUACUUUUCAAAAGCUUUACCUUCUUGUUACAUGGGGAUACAUGAGUGAAAUUUAUCAUACGGAACGCUGAAACACACAAUAUUUCAGAAACGUCGUUAAGCUUUUCUUUUUCGUAACUGGAAGUAGGCCUAGUACUGGCAGCAUUGUAACAUGCAGGGGCAGCAACCGGUCGCCCAAGGUCCCCGUGACUAGCGGGCCCAAGCCACCCUCUCAUUACUAAUCAAGAUAAAUUAGCAAAACCACCGUUAAAAUUUAAGUUUAAAGUUGGCUAAAAAAAUACGUUGUUAAAGAGUUUAUUUAUCAAGUUUUCAGAGCACCCCCUUUCUCUGGGGGCUUUCAUACACCUCCUAGGUUGCCUGAUAAGUCCCCUCUCCAAAAUAUCAGAGCCCGCAAAGUCUAUAGCGCCACUGGCAAUGAUAACCUAGUUUGGAUGAUGCAAAACAUUUCAACCUAAGCAGUCGUGUCUGAUUUAACAUAUGUUGAUACUACAAGUUUAUAUAAAAUCUUUAUCAUGGAGUAGAAUACUAUUUAUAAAACUGCCAGUACUUAUGCAAGAAAAUGUGUUGUGUAAAAAUUACAUUUGCUUUGAUGGUAAAACUUUAGCUGCAUGCUUUAUGAGUAUUAUUUGUGUUCUUUUUUCCUUUGAAUUUAUUACUAAUAUUUCAUUUUAUAUCCCUAAUUACAUGAUAAUUAACUUCUCGUAAAUAACAAUUAUUUUCUGUUGGAAUAAAAUGAAACAUGAAAAAUUAAUAAACAUGAGAUAGUAAAUUUCUUACUGUAGGUUAAGUAACACAAUGUAUUUUUCUACUUAUGUUUGCUAUUAUUAUAUGUACUGAAAGUUAGCAAUAUUUUUGUAAAUGAUUUGUUUUGAAUUUUGACUUUGGUAAGCUUUAAUGAACUAAUGUUAUUAGUUAAGUGCUUAGAGGAAUAUUAACAACUCAAAUAACUUACUGUAAUUUUACUUACUCAUUUAGAAAAACCUAUAAGUGAGACUGUAAAUAUACAAUAAAUUGCACAAUUUAGUUUUAUUACAUUUACCUUGUAAGUAAAGUAAAUUAUCACUGAAUAAAAUUUAAUAAAAAAAAAAGUUACAAAUAUUAGAGAGUAAAAUUCUUAAUGAUCUAAUAUUGUUACAAAAUACUUAAAAUGUAAAUUUUGAUAAAAAUUGCUGAAGUGAGCUGAUUGACAAAAUUAACUUUUUUAAAUAAAACUAUUUUGCUUCAGAGGAUGUAUAAUUAAUAAAAAUAUGUUUCCAAUUUUCUAAAA